AUGGGCAUAUCACGCAAGCUUAAUUUGUGGCGUGAGGCAUGGGCAGGCAGCAAACUAAAACAGAAGAAGAAGAACGUGGAAGAAAGUGGCGGCAAAAAGAAAAACUGGAAGCACAAACUAGGGAAGAAAAGGCGUGACGCAGAAAACUAUGAAGCAGCGGCAAGCAAAAAAAAGAAACGGGAGAAGAAACAAGCAGAAAACUCAGAAAGGAAAAGAAAUAAAAAUCUGGGAAGAGCAGGAAACAGGGAGGGCAUUCAGCAAGAAAAGGAAACAACAAAGAGAGAGCAAAAAAAGGGAGAGAAGAGAGGCUGGAACGUGAGAUUGAAACGUGAAACAAGGGAGAGUGAAGAAGCAAACUGCAGCGAGAAGAAAAAGCAAAGAAAAAUCAAAGUCUGUUAG
Messenger RNA from Durio zibethinus, 399 nucleotides. The record is from RefSeq and is a predicted model, not a curated record. Lineage: Eukaryota; Viridiplantae; Streptophyta; Magnoliopsida; Malvales; Malvaceae.